GUUUAUUCUCAAAUUUAAGUGGAACCUCCUGUGUUCCAGUUUGCACCCACUGCCCCUUGUCCUACCAUUGGUUGUCACCAGAAGAGCCUGGCUCCAUCCUCCUGACACGCACCCUUUAUAUAUUUAUAAACAUUACUGAGGCCAUCCCCUCACUCUCCUCCAAACUAAAGAGACCCAGCUCCCUCAGCCUUUUUUUGGAAGAAAACCGCCGUUUUCCGGCCGGCCGGGCCCGUGGCAAACCGGCUGGGGCGGUUUCGCUGCCCCCCCGGAACGGGGUCGCUGGGGCCCGUGUUCCCCGCGGGGUUCCGGCAGUGGACGGAACGCUUCUGGCGGGGCCAGCCGUGCGGCCGGAAGCGGCGGGCCCGCGCGCGGAGCACAUCCGGCGCCCGCCCGCCCGCCCGCGCGCCUCGGCUGGCGUCUCCAUGGCCGCCUCUGUGGAUUUCAAAACCUACGUGGAUCAAGCUUGUAGAGCUGCAGAUGAAUUUGUCAACAUUUAUUAUGAGACAAUGGAUAAAAGAAGAAGGGCUUUAGCAAGACUUUAUUUGGACAAAGCGACGUUAGUUUGGAACGGUAAUGCAGUGUCCGGGCAAGAAGAACUGAGUAAAUUUUUUGAAAUGUUGCCAUCUAGUGAAUUCCAGGUUAAUGUGUUGGACUGCCAACCCGUUCAUGAGCAAGCUACUCAAGGCCAGACCACGGUCCUCGUAGUGACAAGUGGGACAGUAAAAUUUGAUGGCGACAAGCAGCGCUACUUCAAUCAGAACUUCUUGCUGACAGCACAAGCCACACCGACCAACACAGUGUGGAAGAUCGCCAGUGACUGUUUCCGCUUUCAGGACUGGUCCAGUUAGCGCGACCUGGCCACGGGAGGUGGCCUCUCUCGCGCGAUGAGUUGGCGGCUGUGUGGACGGCCCUUCUCCCCGCACGGGAAGUGCUCGCUCCUUGUGUUACGUCUGUUGUUACAGAAGGCCUCCAGAUGUUCCAGGGUUGAUCCCAAUGACCGUGGGUUUAGUAGUAACAAUCUUAAAAUGUGAGAGGUUGCUUAUGUUAGUUGAACGUAAUAAAAUGCUGAAGGCAGUGGGCUGUGUUGGAAUAAUUCCUAAAAUGCCUUACAUGCAGCUAUGCUGCCUCUUCCAGACUUCUUGUAUGUAAUGCUGAAACUCUGUUUGAACACCAUAUCCUCUUAAAGUACAAUUCUGACCAAACGUGUAAUUACUUCAAGUUGAAAAGAUCUGUUUUUACAGUAGCAUCUUCCCUUUUUUGAAGGUGCUUGUGGCAUGUAGAUAGAACUAUCAAAGCUACCUGCUCUUGGCUGCCAGAGCCUGGGAAGGACUGAUAAAGAUUUCCAUUGUUUGUGAAAGUAGCAAAUACAGCUCCCGAGUGCGUAAUCUCCCAUAUGAUCUAUUGGAAAGCUAAUGUCACCUUCUUGUGUACAAAAGGACUGAAUAAUCUCAUCAGGUUUUCUUUUGGCUUGAGCUUCUCAGACUUUGGUUGUAGUUAAUUUAUGUUGAUUUAUACGUAGGGCAUGCUGAAUUAUUUGGCGUUCCUGUGCCAACAACUCUUGUCACAUACAUGUGAACCACUUCAAACUGAUUUCUUUUGAAGUCUUGCAGUGUGAGAAAUAGGACCGUACAUGAUUUCUGUUUGCUUUAACUGUUAAUUCUGUUGCUCUGAAGUAUGGACUAUUUUUCCUGUAUGGAGUUUGCACGUUUUGGAUCCCUGCUGUCUUUACAUUGUAGUAAAAAGAAGUGGCACUGGAAGUAGGUCUUAUUGUGAAGCCUUCAAUUUUUCUCUUCAGUACUGUAUUCACAACAGGUGCUUUGAUUAUUUUCAACUUAGAAGACCAGCUCUGAACACAAAUACUAUCUUCCUCUCAUGCAGAUAUUUACUGUAGUUUUCUUGUCAUUUAAAAUGUUACCUUUAAUAAUCAAUUCCAGGUUUUUUUGCGUGUCUUGCUUUAAAUUUGCAGUUUAAAGCUGUCAGCUGCUUUAAAAUGGUUUUCAAGACUACAGGUUAAGACUGUCCAUCUUAACUUGGGAAUUUAAGAAUAAAUCUGAGUAUCAGAUUUGUUUCAAACUGGUACGUUUCUAUUUUAUACUGAGUUAAAAAUCAAAAUUUAGCUAAAUAUGGGAGAGUACACUUGCUUGAAACUGAAAACACAUGAGAGGAACUUGUAACUCUGAUCCCAAUACAGGUUGCAAUGGCAGCAGCAACGCGAAUACAAAAGCAGUUACGACUGCAGCUCCCUUGUUUUUAUGACUUAAAUCGGGAAAACUGUGAAAAUGAGCCAUACCCAACUUGUGUAAAAUAUCUAUAGUUUGUGAUACAGUCCCAAAUAGUGGGAUGUUUGGGUGAAAUGGGUGGGUUGAUUUCUUUUUAAGGCACUCUGGUCUUUAUAUCAGUAAGUUAGAAUUAGCAAUAUGGCUCUAUUGAGAAGCUCUUUAUGGUUGGAGCUCUUGUGUAACUAUUUUUCAGCCUGAAGAGUAUGAAUUCCUGCAAAACAAUGCAAGAAGUCCAGAUUUUUCUAAAAGUGUAAAUACAUUUUUAUUUCUGUAUGUAGUGAAGAAAGGAUCCCCCCCCACCAUUUAAUUACUGUUUAUUCUUAACAGAAUAUGUGAGGUUUAUAUGUUUGUAUUUCUUGUACAGGUUUGAAAGGAAACCCCCCCUGUGCUUUAUUGGUUUUUUAAUUUGCUAAUUAUGUAAGUAGUGUUACAGAUCUGCUUUGCAUAUGCAGAAUGGGUUUUGACGUUUGAAACGUAGUGAUGGGUACAACUACAGCAUUUGUUUGCUGAGCUCGGCAGACACUCACAAGAACACACACUUCUGUCUGUACCUGAGAAACUUCUCCUGGGAAUAAAUACUUCUUGGGUAUUUUUAUUUAAGUUUUAAUUUGUAUAGUAGUUUUUAAGCUUUUUAUAGGCAGGCUGGGAGAUUUAGAAUAUAUGAGGCAGUGUUUUAAUCAAAUGUUAUUCUUCUCAAUUAUUUUCAUGCUGUUUGAAUGCAGGCUGCUUUUAAAUCUGACUUCUGCAAUUAAUAUUAAAAACAAAAAGCCACCAGUAACUGAAAAUGCUGUUUCACAAAACACUUUUAUGGAGCAUACUAAGUCAUAGUUUAGCUAUUGGGUUAAAUCAGUGAUUUUACAAGCACACAAGCAAAACCAUCUCUUCCAUCGUAGCUGGAGAAGUGAGGCACGCCGCGGCUCUGUGCUGCUUGCGGAGAUUGCUGUGCUGGAAUUGGCAGAAGAGAAUGUACAAAUGCUUUUUGCUCUGUUCAGUACAAACCAUCCAGCUGGUUUAGUGUUCCCGGUUGCUGACUCUGCUGUAAUGUCUGAAUUUUACAAGGGGUAUCUCUGAAGUGACCAUGGGUCUGCUCUAAUCUGUAAACAGGAGUUUAUAUUACCAGUUUUUGCUGUUUGAUACCGAGUCACUCGUGUACAGUGAAACAAAGCCAGCUGACGAGCUCGGCACCUCCACAUACUCAAUUGUGGCUACUGAAGACUUGGUAGGUCUUCUGCUUUGUGUAUUUUCCCUGGAUUGUCUUUAUCAGUCACUGUUUUUAUGUCACUUUGUUCUUUUGGUGUACUACAGUCAAAUCGGCUUAAAAUGCUUAUGUUGUUUCUUGGAAUGGAGAAGGUGGUUUGUUCUGCCAGUGUGAAUGACUUGUUCUGUUAGUUUUGACAUGCAUACGCUUCCUUAUCCUGACUGGAGAAAAGCACAUUAUAAAGAAAUGCUGUUUUAUUAGUAAAGUAACUUUCCACACUUGAAUCUAUUUUCUAAGGUUUUGAAAUUGUUUCAGAUCUCUUGUAAGAUUAAAAAAAAAAAAAACAAAACACCUGAUGUUCUACUUUUUAUUAUUAUUGUUAGAUGUUUUCAUAUUUUUUUCUUAUAUUAAAAAUGCAAGAAGUAA
Columba livia (rock pigeon) is the source of this 3903-nucleotide messenger RNA. RefSeq names its product NTF2-related export protein 2. The transcript has 4 exons. The coding region runs from base 423 to 848 and encodes 141 amino acids. Lineage: Eukaryota; Metazoa; Chordata; Aves; Columbiformes; Columbidae. Gene Ontology annotation, cellular component: nuclear pore central transport channel. Gene Ontology annotation, biological process: poly(A)+ mRNA export from nucleus. The record is from RefSeq and is a predicted model, not a curated record.